Panicum virgatum (switchgrass) is the source of this 2075-nucleotide messenger RNA. RefSeq lists its product as uncharacterized. Bases 1536 to 1910 code for a protein of 124 amino acids. The transcript is spliced from 3 exons. The record is from RefSeq and is a predicted model, not a curated record. NCBI's taxonomy places the organism in Eukaryota, Viridiplantae, Streptophyta, Magnoliopsida, Poales, Poaceae.
UCUCCCAAAUCUGCUGUCCAAUGGCGUCCUGCCUUGGGGAAGGAUCAUCCGUAUGAAAAUAUGGGGGAAGUUGUUGCUUUCACCUCAUUCUUGGAACGGGGAUUGGGGUUUCCUUAUUCUUCUUUCUUUUCUGGACUUUUGCGCUACUACAGGAUCCAGCUGCAUCAUCUGACCCCCAAUUCCUUUGUUCAUAUUUCUAUCUUCAUGCAUUUGUGCGAAGCUUUCCUGGGUAUCGAGCCCCAUUUUGAGCUUUUCCGAUUCUUUUUCCAUUUGAAGCCUUAACCCGACUCAUAUAGUCUUAGUAAUAAGGUGAUCGAAUGGAAACCCAAGUGGUUCUAUGUCGAGAACCAGUCAGGAUGCUUUCCACCUACUACUCCUGGCCCUCCAAUCCAAUGGCCUGAAUGGAAUAAAAAACCAGUCGACGAGAGUCAGGUUUAUGAACUACUCGAACGAAUUGCUAUUCUAAGGCAAAAUAUGUUGACUGGAGAAGCAGUCGUAUUCGACUGGAUGAAGAGAAGGAUCCAGCCAUUACAGGCUCGGGAAUCACUUGGAUUCCAGUAUCAGGGAACAGCUGAUUCGUCAAGAUACUCGAAGGAAGAGAUCUCGGAUGAUGUAGCAUUUAGUCGAGUACAAGAACUGUUGAGGAACGUAAAGAAAGUUCUGAUUGUUUCUAAUACCUUUUCUACUACGAAUCCACCGAAGCAGGUACUUGAUAAGAGUAGUCGAUACGUAGAAAUCGAGUAUUUUACUAUAGUGUAAAUCUGAUAGAAUUUGCUUUCUGUAGGAGGACGUGGAUCGCUUUAAGAGUAGUCCUUCGCUACCAAGCAUUUAUUCACCCUUUUGUUCUUCCAAUUUCCUCGAUCUGUUAAUCAAAUCUUAGUAUGUUCAUAUGAGGUUUCAUAUAAACAGUACUGAUGUCUAGACUUAGUUGUGCAGAUGAGGCAGCAUCUAGGGAAAGGAGUGAUGGGGAGCACAGCCCCACUCCGAGUGCUGAUACCCAGACCGAGCACCUAAAGAGUACUCGGUCAGUGGCAAGGAAGCGUAGCAGCUCCUCCCACACUGCUAGCGACAAGUAAGUAGCUAGUUGUUUUGCAAUCGAGUACUUUCUAGUUGUCGAUUUGCAAGAUUUGAUUUGUGUUUUUGCUUUUCCAAGUCCGGCGGCUAAGAUGCCACGGACCUUAGCAUCUGGGGAUGCUGCUGCGGUGGAACAGACUGUCCUCUCCACCACAGUGGACCCGUCGAGUGGGAUCGGGGCUACUCAUUCAGCGAGUAGUUCCGAUGUAAAUAUUACCAGCGAUGCGGGUAAGCGGGCCAUUGUUGCCAAGCCUGCCCACAGCUUUGGCAUCAAGGGGCUCACUUUGAUAAGAGCUCCUACGUAAGUUCCUUAGAACUUGUAACUAUAGGAUCUGAUUUUGAGUCUGGCAGUUUUUUAACUACUUUGUCUUUGCAGAGAUGCAAUCCUGGAUGAGAACGUGGAGGUUGAGACCCACUCAGCUUCCCAAUCGGGGGUGGAGAAACCCCCGAGCAAUCCAGACAUGAGUGCUCAAGAUGCGGAGGCGAUGGCCAACUCCAUGCUUCGAGAUUCUCCAUUGCCGAACUUGGAGAGGGGCAAUGAGGAAAUCCUGGAAGGUGACAGAAGCGGCAAAAUUCCAGAAGGAGGAGAAGGUAAAAAGCUUCCUGAGGGAGGCACUGAUGAACAGCCCGAGAAGACCCCUGAUGACUCCCAAACCACAGGGAAGGCUGCAGGGAGAGUUGAAGAUAUGCCCAAAAGGGCCUUAGCUGAGGUGCUGGCGAGUACUUCCCAGAUCACAUCGGGAAGUGUCUUGUCACGAGAGAAGGUGGAGCUUGCUGUCAAGCUGCUGGAGGAAGCGCUGGGACGGAAGGGUAACCAGUCCCAGGAUGAGGCAUAGCUGAAUGCCCUGAAAGAGAGGGUUAAGACGCUCUCGUCUGAGAAGACUACUCUUGAGGCAAAGCUGAAGAGGCUCUCCCAGUCUAAGAAAGGUUAGUCUUUAGCAUUUGAUAUGCAUUCGAUUAGUAGAUCUGUUUAGUGUUUAUAAGAUUUUCUUUCUAUCGAG